This is a messenger RNA of Ceratotherium simum simum (southern white rhinoceros), 1272 nucleotides long. The record is from RefSeq and is a predicted model, not a curated record. NCBI's taxonomy places the organism in Eukaryota, Metazoa, Chordata, Mammalia, Perissodactyla, Rhinocerotidae.
AUGUGCCUGUCCCAGGAAAAGGUUGCUAAGAACAGCCUCUCUGAUACUCAACACAAGAGACUCAGGGCCCGAUGCCUGUGGUUGCCUCUGCAGGAAGGCGAUGCGCUGGGCGCCAUGGAGAAGCUGUGCCGGCAGCUGACGUACCACCUCAGUCCCCACUCCCAGUGGAGGCGGCACCGGGGGCUGGUCAAGAGGAAGCCGCAGGCCUGCCUCAAGGCUGUCCUGGCCGGGAGCCCUCCAGACAACACAGUGGACCUGUCAGGCAUCCCGCUGACCUCCCGAGACCUGGAGCGGGUGACCAGCUACCUGCAGCGCUGCGGGGAGCAGGUGGAUAGCGUGGAGCUGGGCUUCACAGGCCUCACAGAUGACAUGGUCCUGCAGCUGCUGCCAGCACUCAGCACACUACCCCGCCUCACCACACUAGCGCUCAAUGGCAACCGGUUGACCCGGGCCCUGCUGCGCGACCUCACCGACACCCUUAAGGACCCCAGCAAGUUUCCCAGUGUCACGUGGAUCGACCUGGGCAACAAUGUAGACAUCUUCUCAUUGCCCCAGCCCUUCCUGCUCAGCCUGCGCAAGCGCUCCCCAAAGCAGGGCCACCUACCCACCAUCCUGGAGCUGGGCGAGGGCCCAGGCGGUGGGGAAGAGGCCCGGGAUGGGACACUGGGCCAAGAGGACCCUGGAGGGGGCCCUCUGGCCCCUGCCAAAGACCACGAGGGCAAGGAGACUGUAGGUGCAGCCCAAACGUGAUACACAAGUGGGGGACCUCACCAGGGAGCCCCUGUGGAGUAGGAUGGCUGAGGCAGGCUAGGGGCUCCUACCAGGGGACUCAGGCUACCACCCAGAAUUGGCCUGGGCAGCCCCACCCUUGGGAAGCCAGCAUGUAGGAUCUGGGAAAGGGGGAUUGUGUAAUACUUCUCUUUGGUCCUCUGCAUUUCCUUGUCAAUCCCAUUAUCUGCCUUUUGGCUCCUAAAGAGUCAUCACUGGCUCAAAGGGCAUCAGCCCCUAGCCACCCCCAGACUUGUGGGCACAGUGUACAGUUUGGAGAUGCUGGAAGCUUCAGUUAAUGUGAAUCCUAAGAGCCUUCCCCCAGAAAAGGAGUGUGGUUCAGGUCCUACAUCCACCCCAGGAUUUCCCAAUUCUCCAUUACACUUGUUCUAUUCAGAGCAGCAAACUCCAGCCAGAUGCUAAAUGUGCUCCUGCUUGAGGCAAGUUUUCCAACCUUUACCCUAACUUCUGGCUGAAGGCUGGUGUAGGGGUCUGGCUGCCCGA